GGGCGCGGGGCGGGUCGGCGCCUUUGUGUGAGCCGGGCCGGGAUGGUGCGGGGCGCCGGGCGGAGCCCCUUGCCCUGCCAGAUCCUGCUCCCACCACGGAUGAAAGCGUGAAGGCCGAGCUGACCAGGAGAAGGGACUCUUAAGCAGCUGCUAAGAUGGGCAUGAGGAUCAAGCUGCACAGCACCAACCACCCCAACAACCUGCUGAAGGAACUCAACAAGUGCCGGCUCUCCGAGACCAUGUGCGACGUCACCAUCCUGGUGGGCUCCCGCUCCUUUGCCGCGCACAAGGCCGUGCUGGCCUGCGCCGCCGGCUACUUCCAGAACCUCUUCCUCAACACGGGGCUGGACGCUGCCAGGACCUACGUGGUGGAUUUCAUCACGCCAGCCAACUUUGAGAAGAUCCUGAGCUUUGUGUACACCUCAGAGCUCUUCACUGACCUCAUCAAUGUGGGCGUCAUCUACGAGGUGGCGGAGAGGCUGGGCAUGGAGGAUCUGCUGCAGGCCUGUCACUCCACCUUCCCCGACCUGGAGAGCUCGGCCAUCACCAAGCAGCCUGCCCUGGCUGUGGGGGAAGGCCGGGCUGGGCCGCUGAGCAGCACCUCCUCAGAGCAGAGCCACUCUUUGGGAGACAUCCGGAGCGGCGCGGAGCACUUCGGCCCUGAGCGGAAUUACCUCCUGCACGGGGACAUGGCAGGAAGCUACAAAGAGGAUGACAGGAAUCCUGUGGGUGAGGCCAGCCAGGCUCUUCCCCUGAUGCACCCACAGCAGCCUCCCAAGACAGAGCAGGAGUCGGAUCCGGGGCAGUUCGCUCCGGUUGCGGGUCUGGGGGUCCAGCCCAGCAGUAAUGUUGUGGCACAGACCACGGGCAGCUCCUGCCCUCAGUACAAGGCCCAGAGCAAUGGUGACUACAGCAAGGGCGGCUUCUUCCCCACUGACCCCUCCCUGGAUGUCUCCACGGGGAGCAACUCCUGCCCCAGCAACAGCGACCACUCCAAAGAGCAGGGAUUUGAGCAGAUGGAUGAGCUCCAACUGGAGGAUCUGGGAGAGGCCGAGCUGCAUUUUGAGGAUGCUGGAGAAGAGCUGGUCCCGCCUGAGGAAGUGAUUGAGCUGAGUGAUGACAGCGAGGAGGAACUGGCCUUUGAGAGUGACAGCCGGGACAGCAAGGCCAUGCCCUGCCAGGUGUGCAAGAAGGUGCUGGAGCCCAACAUCCAGCUGAUCCGCCAGCACGCCAGGGACCACGUGGACCUGCUCACUGGGAACUGCAAAGUGUGUGAGACCCACUUCCAGGACCGCAACUCCAGGGUGACUCACGUGCUGUCCCACAUCGGCAUCUUCCUCUUCUCCUGUGACAUGUGCGAGACCAAGUUCUUCACCCAGUGGCAGCUGACGCUGCACCGGCGGGAUGGGGUCUUCGACAACAACGUCAUUGUCCACCCCAGUGACCCCCUGCCAGGGAAAGUGGCCGUGUUUGGGGGAGGGCCCGGCCCCGAGCUGGCUUGUGCUGCCUGUGGGAAACCUUUGGCCAAAGAUUUCCACACGGUCCGGAACCACCUGCUGGAGCACGUGAACCUGAAGAGCCAGACGUGCGGUGUGUGCGACCAGCGGCACCUGAGCCUCUGCAGCCUGAUGUGGCACGCCCUGUCCCACCUGGGCAUCUCCAUCUUCUCCUGCUCCGUGUGCGCCAGCAGCUUCGUGGACCGGCAGCUCCUGGAGAAGCACCUGGCCGUGCACCAGCAUGUGGAGGAGGCUCUUUUCCAGUGCCACUUCUGCAGCCAGAGCUUCAAGCUGGAAGCUGCCUAUCGCUACCACGUCAGCCAGCACAAAUGCGGGGGCAGCCUGGACAUCCGGGCGGGAUUUGGGGAGCGCCUGCAGCCACAGGGGCUGCCCAAGAGGAAGCUGCCUGAGGAGUUCCUGAGCGAAGAGCUGGCGCUGCAGAGCCAGCCGGGGAACAGCAAGUACAGCUGCAAGGUGUGUGGCAAGAGGUUUGCCCACACCAGCGAGUUCAACUACCACCGGCGCAUCCACACCGGGGAGAAGCCGUACCAGUGCAAGGUGUGCCACAAGUUCUUCCGAGGGCGCUCCACCAUCAAGUGCCACCUGCGGACGCACUCGGGGGCCCUCAUGUAUCGCUGCACCGUUUGUGGCCACUACAGCUCCACGCUCAACCUCAUGAGCAAGCACAUAGGGGUGCACAAGGGCAGCCUCCCGCCCGACUUCACCAUCGAACAGACUUUCAUGUACAUCAUCCAUUCCAAAGAGGCCGAGAAAAACACGGAUAGCUGAUGGGGCAGGGCGCCGGCGGAGGAGAGAGUGUUAAUGGUGGAAGCUGUGGAGGAAAAAAAGGAGGAAAAAAAAAAAAAAAGUUUUUAUUUAAUGGUCAGGCAUCAUGGAUGGAAUACUUUUUUGGUUUUGGUUUAAUUUUUAUUUUUUUGGGGCCUUCCUAGGGCUUUCUAGAUUGGUGGCGUUGUACAAAUUAACAGCACGUGAGGUACAUCACUGUUACAAGGAGUCUGUCGUGUUUACUUACCUCUGGUCCUGUUAGAGGCCAUCGAGUUCUGUGCAUUUAGCAUUUCUCACUAGUUUUUGAGUCUAGAUUCUAUUUUUUUUUUAACCUUUUAGCCCACUUGACCAGGCUAACCCUGAGCUUGUCCACAAACUGAUGCUGCUAAGAUUUUCACACCUGACCUCAGUGGAGAGGGACAGAGCCAGAGCAGGUGCUGGACUCAAAAGGAAAGGAACAAAAGAGAAAAGAGAAAAAGGAAAAAAAAAAAAAAAGACAUUCUGGGCAUCCCUGGUGUUCUGCUGCUACUGCCAGGAGACGGGCAAAGUGUGCUCUGGGAUCAACCAUUGCUGCAUUGCUGGGAAGAGGAGCAGGAAGCACCUGAGUGUGUAAACAAGGAGGGGUCCCAGCAGGGAACCAGGAGCAGGGGAUUCACAGAUUCCCAGGCCGUGUUUUCUCUGCUGUGGCUGGGACUCACUCGUGCCCUGAGAGGAAGAGAUGAAGGAGCCACAUGAUGUCCCUGCAGAGCCCGAGUGGAGGUGGCUACGUGAGCACAGGCAUCUCACAUAGGACUGGAGAGGGAAGGAAGCAGCUCCCUGCUCCCUGGGAGGUUUUUUGUGGUGGCCACAGGGAUCCAGGAGUCUCCUGGCUCUGCUCUGCCCCAGCCUCACUCUGUGCCCUGGGCAGAUGAGUCAGGAUGAAGCUGUUGCCUUAACUCCCUGGAAGGAGGAGGGACCCUUCUCCUGCCAAAGGGAUCCCCCCUCCCACGCCCUGGAUCUCCACAUCCUGGAUGUCUUCUGGUGGCAGAUGUGUGUGGUUGGAGUGAUGUGAUUUGUUCAUGGAGUGGGAGGACAGUGAUGGCUUGGCCUCUCAGGCUGUGUGCUGAGCAUUUCUGGGGACUCCCUUGGGUGUGGGGGGCUCUCCUGGCCAUGGAGGGGGCUCUCCUGGCCAUGGGUGGCUCUCCCCCUCUACAUUUCAGUGGCCCAUUUCAGAGGCUCUUCUGGGCAUGGGGAACUCUCCUGCACAUGUGUCAGGCUCUCCUGGGCACAGUGAGCUCUCCUGGGCACAGGGGUCUCUCCUGGCCCUGUGUCAGCUCCACCUCAGCAUGGGGGGCUUUCCUGGCCACUCCUGGGGGUCUCUCCUGGCCACCCUGGCGAGCUCAGCUGGUGCCAACAGCGUUAACACUGGGAAGGGAUGGAUUAGCUGCUCCCUGUGUUAUCCAGCUGUAGGGAAGAGGUGGGGAGGAACAGAUUAUUUCCAAGCUGGGACUGCCCUCGGGUAACUCAUUCUACCUCACAAACAAGGAAGUGCUCGGGGCUCUCCAGCCUUGGUGGUCGUGGAUCGGCUCCUGCGCUUCUGUCAAGUUUUGCUGUUACAAAACUAAACUUAACUAGUGAUUUGCAAACCCUGGAAACUCACCCCACUGCCCCCUUCCCUGCAAAGGGACACCCAGGAAGGGCCAUCCUGCAGUGGGGACUGGACUCUGAGAGCUCAGAGCACCCAGGGUCUCUCUUCUGGCUCUGCUGUGGCCUUGGGCAAGUCACUUCACCUCUUUGCCUCAGUUUCCUCAUCUGUAAAAUGAGGGUGGUACCUGCCGUGGUACUGACCUACCUCCAGGAGCAGGGAGGGGGCUGGAGCUUGGCUUUGGAGGAAGGGAGGCACCAGAGCCAAGGUCAGCUCUGGCUUGGCCUGGCUGCUGCAGCUCUGACUUCUGAAUUCCAGCCUCGAGGUCCUGGGAUCACUGUGGAGCUGUGUUGAGCUGUGUUGGGUUUUACAAGAAAAAGGGUACAGUAGUUUCACGAAUACAAGCCGCACGGAUUAUAAGCCGCACCCCCGGUGCCUCGACA
Molecule: messenger RNA, 4349 nt
Organism: Catharus ustulatus (Swainson's thrush)
Lineage: Eukaryota; Metazoa; Chordata; Aves; Passeriformes; Turdidae
Gene: ZBTB39
Product: zinc finger and BTB domain containing 39
Exons: 2
Coding region: 156-2285 (709 amino acids)
Biological process (GO): regulation of immune system process; negative regulation of transcription by RNA polymerase II; regulation of cytokine production
Molecular function (GO): protein binding
Source: RefSeq, a predicted model, not a curated record